AUGGAUUCUUCAUCGUCUGUACUAAAACGCCUCAUUUGGAUCAAUUUCUUAGCCAUACAACUACUCCCUAUAAGCAGUGAAUUGCCCUUAAACACGACUAAUGAGUAUCUCAACCACAAAUGUUUGGUUAGUCAAGGAAAAUACAAGCCGGGAAGUGAAUACGAGACACAUUUAAAUAAUGUCAUCAAAUUGUUAUACAGCGGCAGUUACAGAGGUUUCUACCUGUUCGGAAUGAGUAAUGAUAACGCUAUCCUCCAGUGCCGCGCCGACUCCUACGGGACCAAGUGCCACGACUGCUUUGCCACCGCCCUCGCUGUGCUUCGUAGGAAAUGUCCGUGGUACAAGGGCAUGAUAAUUUGGUAUGACCAGUGUCUUCUCUCCAUUACUUCUAAAGAUACUAUUGGGCAGAUCGAUUACGACAAUAACUUUUGUAUGUCCAACGCGAAGAAGUUGGGAGGAGAUAAGCUCGCUUUUACAAGGACUUGGAAAACUCUCAUGGACAAUCUGACGACUUUAGCGACGGCCACUCGCAGUAAAGAUAAUUACACAAUGUUCGCUGCGGGGGAGACGUCGUACAAGGGUGAUAUGAUGUAUGGAAUGGUGCAGUGUACAUAUGACUUACCAGCCACAGCUUGUAAGGAAUGUUUGGUUUUUAAUAGCUUACGGUUUCAAGAUUGCUUGAGUGAUACACGGGGAGCAAGAUUUGUGGGUGGGACUUGUACUUUUAGGUUUGAGUUUUACCCUUUUAUAUCUAAGCCGGUCCUAAAUAUUUAA
Molecule: messenger RNA, 774 nt
Organism: Eruca vesicaria subsp. sativa (arugula)
Lineage: Eukaryota; Viridiplantae; Streptophyta; Magnoliopsida; Brassicales; Brassicaceae
Source: the annotation of a GenBank genome assembly